UUUAGAGAGUAAAAUUUAGAAAGACUCUAGUUGAGCAAACGAAUUUGUACGCUGAAUAUGACUGCCAACUUUUUCCUGUGCAUAUUGGAGCGCAUCAGGGUGAAUUGGAUUCGUAUUAUCACAAAACAAACCGGUGUAGAUUCAGGCUGGAUUUGAGCCUGUUUAGCAGCGCUAUCCGCUUGGCCCAAUUCGUCUACUGCUCCUCCAGCUCCUCCGCUGCGCCGCCGGUCGCCGCCCGACACCGCCGAAGAAGAGCAGACGCCGAGUCCAGGACGUCGCCGCGGGGCUCGGGGAACGCGGUGUUGCCAUCGCGAGGAAGGUCGGAAGUUCGCUGUUCGCCCGCCGGAUCGGCACCGUCGCCACCGCCCAUGGCAACCGUCGCCCCCGUCGUCUCCGACCUCGUCGACUUCCUCAACGCGUCGCCCACCGCCUUUCACGCCGUUGACGAGGCGAAGCGGCGGCUGAAGGCGGCGGGGUUCGUGCAGCUGUCGGAGCGGGAGGAGUGGGCGGGUCUCGAGCCCGGGCGCAAGUACUUCUUCACACGCAACCACUCCACUAUUGUCGCUUUUGCCAUCGGCGCAAAAUACGUUGCUGGCAAUGGGUUCCACAUCAUCGGUGCACACACUGACAGCCCUUGCCUGAAGCUCAAGCCUGUCUCCAAGGUAACCAAAGGAGGUUACCUUGAGGUUGGGGUUCAAACGUAUGGUGGUGGGUUGUGGUACACAUGGUUUGACCGUGAUCUUACUGUAGCUGGUAGAGUGAUUAUACGGGAGAAGAAGGAUGGCGUGGUCUCUUAUGCACACAAGCUUGUACGGGUACAGGAACCAAUUAUGCGGAUACCUACUUUGGCUAUUCACCUGGACAGGACUAUCUCCUCAGAAGGUCUCAAGGUUAACAAUCAGAGUCAUCUUGUUCCAGUGCUGGCUACAUGUAUCAAGAAUGAAAUGCAGAAAUUUGUAGCAGAUAAUGGCCCAAAGCAGGCAUCCGAGAAUGCGAACACAAAGCAUCAUCCAUUACUAUUGCAGUUGAUUGCUAAAGAGGCUAACUGUGAGCCUGGUGAGAUAUGUGACUUUGAACUGCAAUUAUGUGAUACUCAACCAAGUGUUGUAGCAGGUGCCACGAAAGAGUUCAUCUUUUCAGGAAGGCUUGACAAUCUUUGCAUGUCAUUUUGUUCAUUGAAGGCUCUAAUAGAUUCCAGUUCUGUUGAACACUCUCUUGAUCAUGAAUCUGGUGUGAGAAUGGUAGCUCUAUUUGACCAUGAAGAAGUUGGGUCUGAUUCUGCUCAGGGAGCUGGUUCCCCUGCCAUGUUGGAUGCUUUAUCAAGAAUUACUGGGUCUUUUAACUCUUCAGGUUCCAAGUUGCUAGAAAAAGCUAUUCAGAGGAGCUUCCUGGUCUCUGCUGACAUGGCACAUGCUUUACAUCCCAACUAUAUGGACAAGCAUGAGGAGAACCACCAGCCUAAAUUGCAUGGAGGACUUGUGAUCAAGCACAAUGCCAAUCAACGAUAUGCUACAAAUGCUGUGACAGCAUUUAUUUUUCGAGAAAUUGCUGAGAGACACCAGCUACCUAUACAGGAUUUUGUUGUUCGCAAUGACAUGGCUUGUGGUUCAACAAUUGGCCCAAUACUUGCUAGUGGUGUUGGUAUUCGCACUGUUGAUAUUGGAGCACCCCAAUUAUCAAUGCACAGCAUCAGAGAAAUGUGUGCCGCUGACGAUAUUAGCUACUCAUAUGAGCAUUUCAAGGCAUAUUUUGAAGAAUUUACUGAAUUGGAUGGCAAGGUCAAGGUGGAUUACUAAGGCAUAUAGCACAAUAGGUUAGCUUUGUUACAAGCUGUACUUUUAUACAAAUUCGAUAAGCAAGUGGAGAACAAAUUUGGGAGAAUGUGCUAGUUGUGUUUGCAUUGCCAUACGAUGUUCUAAAUUGUAUCUUUUUAUCGAACCCAAGUACCCACAUGUUUGAAAUUCUUUUGGUGAAUGACUUCCUAUCAAGAAAAUGAACUAGCCUAUAAAUUGGCUCCAA
Molecule: messenger RNA, 2019 nt
Organism: Zea mays
Lineage: Eukaryota; Viridiplantae; Streptophyta; Magnoliopsida; Poales; Poaceae
Product: Zn-dependent exopeptidase superfamily protein
Exons: 12
Coding region: 369-1796 (475 amino acids)
Biological process (GO): proteolysis
Molecular function (GO): aminopeptidase activity; zinc ion binding
Source: RefSeq, a predicted model, not a curated record